AUGUACAACUUCAACUCCUUCUGUGAACCAAGAGAUCUAAACGUGUCCAAUUGUAGCAGAUUAGUACCAAUGUACAUGCAAACCAGAUUGCAGAAACUAGAGAAGUUAAAUGUGAGAAAUUGCAAUUUACUGGAAGAGAUUUUUGAAUUCAGAGAGUUGCCUGUCAAUGAAGGGCAUGCUGUAGCAACUUCACAGUCAAGGGAAACACCUUCAACUUCCCAGUCUGAAGGAAGGCAAAUAAGCAAGAUGGAUUCGCCGCAAUCUCAAGGAUUUCAGAAUCUAACAUCAUUAUAUGUCUCUGACUGUAACAAUUUGAGAAAUCUGCUCUCUCCUUCCAUUAUCAGAGGUCUCGAGAACCCAAAAAAUCUAUCUAUAAGCAAGUGCCUGAAGAUAGAAGAAAUAGUCACUACAGAGGUGGUAGAAACAGAGGAUAACGGCAUGCUCCCUCAGCUAAGUUGCUUGGAACUUAGUGAGCUACCGUAUCUCACAAGUUUUUCUCAUGGAAAAUAUGCUUUCAAAUGGCCAUUAGUGGAAAUGAUCAUUGUGGACGAAUGUCCUGAAAUGAAGAAUUUUUGUUUAUGA
This is a messenger RNA of Prunus mume (Japanese apricot), 582 nucleotides long. NCBI's taxonomy places the organism in Eukaryota, Viridiplantae, Streptophyta, Magnoliopsida, Rosales, Rosaceae. The record is from RefSeq and is a predicted model, not a curated record.